This is a messenger RNA of Pristis pectinata (smalltooth sawfish), 2262 nucleotides long. Its product is annotated as glutaminyl-peptide cyclotransferase-like. NCBI's taxonomy places the organism in Eukaryota, Metazoa, Chordata, Chondrichthyes, Rhinopristiformes, Pristidae. The transcript is spliced from 7 exons. Gene Ontology annotation, molecular function: zinc ion binding; glutaminyl-peptide cyclotransferase activity. The record is from RefSeq and is a predicted model, not a curated record. Bases 74 to 1156 code for a protein of 360 amino acids.
UGUGACAAGAGAGAGGGAGAGAGAGAGAGCAAGCAAGCAAAAGUCGUGUGUAUGCUUGCUACAACAGCGAGAGAUGGCUAGCAACAAGAGCUUGAUUUUUCUUCUAUUUGUGGUUUUAGUUCAUUUGCCAGCAAUUUUCUGCCAAACCCCUAUGCAAGGAGAAUACAGAGCACCAUGGACAGAAGAAAAGCUAUUCCAUAAACCCAAAUAUCUGACAGCAAACGAUGUCCGUAACAUGACUUCACAGAGCAACAUUUCCCACAUGUGGUAUAAUUACCUGAGACCAAUGCUUCGGGAGAGAUACCCAGGAUCUGUUGGGAAUAUCGCAGUGCACCAGCUCAUCAUAAGUCAGUUAAGUGAACUCCAGGCUGGCUGGGUAAUUGAACAGGACACUUUUCAAGAGGCAAUACCCUAUGGAACAGUUACAUUUUCCAAUAUCAUCAGUACACUGAAUCCCUUAGCCAAGCGAAGGCUGGUGCUGGCUUGCCAUUAUGAUUCAAAAUACUACAAUGAGUGGUGGUAUAGCAGAGUCUACGUGGGUGCCACAGAUGCUGCUGUGCCCUGUGCUAUGAUUUUGGAACUGGCUCGGGCACUGGACAAUCUGCUACUUCAGUUAAAGAGUACCAGUGACAGGCCAGAUCUUACACUUCAGCUCAUUUUCUUUGAUGGAGAAGAAGCAUUUCAAUAUUGGUCAGAGAAUGACUCACUGUAUGGUUCUCGACAUUUGGCACAGAAGAUGGAGAGGAUUGCUCAUCCACUGGAUGCAACUGAAACCAACCAGCUGCAUGCAAUUGAUUUAUUUGUGCUAUUGGAUCUCCUUGGUGCACCAAAUCCAAGAUUUCCAAGUUACUUUCCAAAUACAGCUCGGUGGCACAGAAGACUACAGCUAAUAGAACAACGCCUUCAUCGUCUGGGUUUACUGAGUGACCAUCCAAAUGAGGUGAAAUAUUUCUGGAACAAGAGGCAAGCUGCGCACAUUGAAGAUGAUCAUGUACCAUUUCUGCAGCGAGGUGUUCCCAUUCUGCAUAUCAUACCUACACCUUUCCCUCAAGUGUGGCACAGCAUGGAAGAUAAUGAGAUUAACCUUGAUCCAACAACAAUUGAAAAUCUCAAUAAAAUACUGCAACUGUUUGUUUUGGAGUAUCUUAGAUUGUAAGUUAGAUCUAGUGUUAAGAAUAAUGGUCAUGACAAAAUAAUGGUCAUGACAAAUCAUAUGGAUUUCAAGAAAUUCGAACAGCAGCCACUUCGUGUUGCCUUAAUAUAAUUUGGAAACUCUUAUUAGAAUCAUACAAACUUACUCACCCAAUUAAUAUCUGUUUGUACUUAAUGAGUUGAAUUAAUUAAUAUUGAUUGUUACUAACCAAUUAAUGUUUCAUUUUGUGCAAUUUUGGUGAACAAUGCAUAUCGGUUUUAAUUUCUUAGGUAAUGUUGUUGUAGUAGAGAUUCACAACCUUUUUGGUGAAUUUUGCAUUUGUCUAUCAUGUGGGUAGCAUUUAGCAGUAGUAGACAUUUUGUGUGAGCAAAAAGUUUCAACACGAAAGAAUAUUCAGUUCUGUACUUUGUGUCCUAAAUUAUGUACCUGGAACAAGUGCUUGUAUUAAAGUGUUACAACAUACGGUGUGAAGUCAAUUUAAUAAAAUAUUUUUGAAGUUAGUGGGUGACAAUUUUGUCUUUUGUCUCUGCUUCAAGACAUUUGGUUCUCCUCAAUAGAAUCAAAUAUGCAGAAGUGAGUAUAACCACCAGUUGACACUUUGGCACUCAUUUAGUGCGUGAUCAAAGAUGAGCUUCUACCCAAAACUAUAGAAGGAUUCCAUCUUUCCAAGUUGAAAAUAAAGGAUUAAAAAUAUGUAUUGAGUUUCUAACAAUAGAAUGGCAUAGACAGCAUUUUCAUAACAGUAUCAGUUUAAGUGCUUGGAGAGCUUUGCCUUCUCUAACAGGACUGUCACCAACAGAAGUGAAAAUAUGUGUUGCUGUUCACACUCUUCUUUAACAAUCUAAUUACACCAAAAAGAAUGGCUUGCAAAUUAAUGCCAUGUUAUUUUAUACUGUACAUGGUGCAGAACUUUACCCUUGUUUGCUUAUGCCAAAUGUUAAUAUAGCACCUGGGGCUGAACUGAAUUUCUGAAGAGGGGAUAAUGCACAGUUAGCAUUAUAUACAUAAAAGUGACUAAGUGUGAGUUUCUUAUCAAGGAAGAGUUUUGUAUUUAAUUGCAUGCAUAAAUAUGGUUCUAUGUCUGUUUUAAUUUCUUGCAUUAAAAAAAU